AUGACGCUACAAUUUUCUUUGGGGGGUGGAUUUGAAAAAAGAGUGAUUGCAUCAAAUCGGGAUGAAUUUUUAGCACGUUCAACUGAAAAUGCAAAAUGGCAUUCAUUUGGAAAAGAAAAAGAAAAAGAAGAAAACAAUGUGAUAUCAGGUUUAGAUUUAAUUGGAGGUGGUACUUGGUUAGGAUAUACCAAAAGAUUAAAUCGAUUUGGAUUUUUAACUAAUCUUUCAAACAUCACUCCACCAAUGCAAAAGAAAUCAAAAUGGAUAAGUAGAGAAGAAUAUCUUCAAGAAAUUAAAGAUAAUAGUGCUUUAGAUCUUAUGGAUGGAUAUAAUUUAGUGAUUGGUGAGAUUCAAAAGAAUGGUGAAGAAGUGAUCAUGGAUUCGUUUUGUAAUCGUCAAACUCAUCAUAAUGAGAUUCAAAUCAAUUCAAAUUUUUAUCAAAAAAGUCGAGUUGAAGAGUACAAGGAGAAUGGAAUAAGUAAUGGCAUUAAAAGUGACGAGGAAGAAAAUGAAUGGAUUAAAGUUAAAUUGGGAAAAGAUUUAUUGACUAAAAGAAUGAUUAAAGAAUCAGAGGAAUCAAAUCAAGAAAAGUUGAUUGAGGAUUUGUUCGAUAUCUUGAGUCAAACGGAUCCAAAUGAUGAAGCUUUACCUAAAAAUAUCUUGAUUCGUCCUCACCAUAGACUCAAUGAACCAUCAGAUAUCCCUAAUCGACAAACUUGGUACGGAACAAAAACUCAAACACUCGUCCUAGUUUCUAGGAACAAAAAGGUCACUUUUAUCGAACGUGACGCGUACGCAAUUAUCGAUUCAAUGGAUCACUUGGGAUUGCCAGUUUGGUUAGGGGACGAUAGAAAAUCUUGGCGAAGAUUCGAGUUUGAUAUAGCAUGA
Messenger RNA from Melampsora larici-populina 98AG31, 888 nucleotides. RefSeq lists its product as uncharacterized. NCBI's taxonomy places the organism in Eukaryota, Fungi, Basidiomycota, Pucciniomycetes, Pucciniales, Melampsoraceae. Gene Ontology annotation, biological process: Golgi organization; protein secretion. The transcript is spliced from 3 exons. Gene Ontology annotation, cellular component: Golgi apparatus. The record is from RefSeq and is a predicted model, not a curated record. The coding region runs from base 1 to 888 and encodes 295 amino acids.